Molecule: messenger RNA, 366 nt
Organism: Charadrius vociferus (killdeer)
Lineage: Eukaryota; Metazoa; Chordata; Aves; Charadriiformes; Charadriidae
Gene: PNPO
Product: pyridoxamine 5'-phosphate oxidase
Exons: 3
Biological process (GO): pyridoxine biosynthetic process; pyridoxal 5'-phosphate biosynthetic process
Molecular function (GO): pyridoxamine phosphate oxidase activity; FMN binding
Source: RefSeq, a predicted model, not a curated record
GUACGGAUCGAGGGCUCGGUGAAACGGCUGCCGGAGGAGGAAUCGGAGCGGUACUUCCACUCCCGCCCCAAAAGCAGCCAGAUCGGGGCUGUCGUCAGCCGGCAGAGACCCGCCAUUCCGGCCAGGGAGUAUUUAAGGAAGAAGAACGCGGAGCUGGAGGAGCGGUACAGGGAGACGACGGUGCCGAAGCCGGUGUACUGGGGGGGCUACAUCCUGCAGCCAGACGUCGUGGAGUUCUGGCAGGGCCAAACCAACCGCCUGCACGACCGCAUCGUCUUCCGACGCCUGCGGGAUGGCUCGGCCGCCCUGGGAGACAUGACGCACCGGGGAGAGGGCGAAUGGGUCUUCGAACGCUUCGCCCCAUGA